GCUGCUGUUGUUCCUCAGCCGGCCUCCCGAGCGCCAAUUUGUUGCUGCGCCAUAGAAAUCCAGCGCCGCUGCCGUCGCCGCGAUGGCUCAGCUGACGAUCAAGGCCUACCUGCUGGGCAAAGAGGAGACCACCCGCGAGAUCCGGCGCUUCGCCGUCGACCUGCCCGCCCGCUACCAGCCGAUACGGGAGAAGGUGGCCGAGCUUUUCCAGGGGCUGCUCCGCAAUUCUGCCGCCGCCACGGGAGCCUUUCAGAUGUACUAUAAGGAUGAAGAUGGUGAUAUGAUCGCUUUUUCCAGUGAUGAGGAAUUGAAGUUGGUUCCACCUGCUGUGAAAGCUGGAGUUUUCCGGAUUUUUGUUAAAGAAAAAAAGGAGCUUAAGCAUAUGAACCGCCAUUCCUGCAACAAGGAGGAUUCUCCAAACCUCGUGCAUCCUAAUGUGGUCUGUGAUGGUUGUGAGGGCCCAGUUGUGGGUUCCAGAUUCAAAUGUGCAGUUUGUCCAGACUAUGACCUGUGCAGCACUUGUGAGGGAAAAGGUAUCCAUAAAGAGCAUAACAUGAUCAUGUUUCCAAGUCCAUUCGAUCAGCUUGAGUGGCUUCUCCAGGGUCGCUGGCUUCGUAAAAUGAGACACGACCCUUGCUCCUUUCGCUGGAUGCACGGUAGGGGACACCGGCGUUUUGGCCAUCAUCACCAGAAUCACAGCCAGGCACAAGCUAGUACUUCUUCUCAAAGUGAUGCUCCAGCGCGCGAAGAAACCACUAGCAGUGAAGCUCAAGAUCACAACGUCAGUUUCCUGAAGAAUGUUGGAGAAAGUGUUGCUGCGUUCCUGAGUCCACUUGGCAUUGAAGUGGAUAUUGAUGUAGAACAUGAGGGUCAAAGAAGCAAAGUAUCAUCACCUGCGCAACCUAGUUCGGAGAAGAGCUGCCCCAAGCCUAGCAGUCCGACUGAGCAGACCAAACCAGAAGCAGAUUCUGAAAAUAAUCUAGACAUAAGUGAUGCUCUUUCAAACCAAAUGCAGGAGAUGAUAGUCUAUUCUCCUCCUGCACAGAUGGAAGAAGAGACUACUUUGUCACAGGAACGAAGCGAAUCCAGUGGUAGUUUAGCAGCAGAUGAGGACUGGACCCAUUUAUCUUCAAAGGAAGUAGAUCCUUCAACUGGUGAAUUGCAGUCCUUACAAAUGGUAGAGGAAGACAGUCCAAAAUCUCUAAAUCCAGUAGAAGCUCCCACUAAUGCUGGACCAACAGGCUUGCGAGAAGCCGCAAUGUACCCUCAUCUUCCACCUGAAGCAGACCCUCGUCUGAUUGAAUCCUUGUCCCAGAUGCUCUCGAUGGGAUUCUCUGAUACAGGAGGCUGGUUAACUCACCUGCUGCAUUCCAAGAGCUACGACAUUGGGGCAGCCCUGGACGCUAUCCAGUAUGCCAAGCAACCGUCCAGUUCCGAAUAGCUCUUGUAUAACUCAUAGUUCCUAAAACAUUGUUAAAGCCUCUUUUUAUAUCUUUCUCCUUUCUGUAAUGAUCUGAUUGUAAUUCCAUAUUCACAGAUAACAUAAUCAUACUAACUUUCAAAAUUUAGUUUCUUUACCUCAUGCGCUGGGUAAGGGUUAAUAAUUACAUAAGGAAGAGAACUAGUUUAAAGUUAUCACAGGUGAUCUUUUACCUUCAAGUUGUGGCAAUGGCACGGUCAGGACAAGGAUAUUUUGCUUUCACAUUGGUGAAUCUUCCAUCUUUAGUCACCAUCAUGCAGCCAUGUGAUUAUUAGACACUUUUAUUUUAGUGCUUUAGUUAUAACAAAUUUGUUUAAUUACAGGUAUAUCAAUUUAUUAAAGAAAAUAGAUACCAAUAAUAGUGUUAGCUUUUUUAAGCUAUCACCUGUCCCAAAAUUUGAUUUUUGUAGAAAGCCUUUGAAAUGUUUUCCAUGCCUCUUGUAUCAAUAAUAGCAGUCCCAUUAACAAUACAGUACUUUUGAUAAUUUUGGCAUACAGCAUAGUUCCACAAAUCAUUAAAGCCAUACCUAAAAUAAUAUGACCAGAAUAUAACCCACUUCAUUAUUCAACACUGAGUAAUUUUAAAUGCAGGCCAUAUUGCUAUUAUUUUAAACCAUCUCACUGGAAAAUCAGCAAAUCUCACUGUAGGGCCUUAAAUAUCAUCAUCAAAAUCCUCUUCUGUGGAAAAAAGACUUCCAUAAAGGCUGUUUGAUUUAACAGGAGCAGAGGACCCUGAAGAAGUAAAUUCUGCAGGUUGUGCCUUAUCUUGACAAGUAGCCAAACCUGCAGAGUAUUUGCUGAUUUUCCCAGGGUGAUCAGAGAUGGAAACCUCUUUUGCUCUGUCAAAGCAGGUUAAUACAUUCUGUUGUGGUUUGAGAUGCCAGCUACCACACCCACCACCAGAAGUGGUGGCUCUUUCAUCACUUGUGCCUGCAGCAGGUGUUUUGUCUGAUGUCCUUUGCCUUCCACCUGUUGUGUCAAUAUUAUAACUCUUGUCAGAUAAAAG
Molecule: messenger RNA, 2486 nt
Organism: Protobothrops mucrosquamatus (brown spotted pit viper)
Lineage: Eukaryota; Metazoa; Chordata; Lepidosauria; Squamata; Viperidae
Gene: SQSTM1
Product: sequestosome 1
Exons: 8
Coding region: 83-1441 (452 amino acids)
Biological process (GO): aggrephagy; endosome organization; mitophagy
Cellular component (GO): aggresome; amphisome
Molecular function (GO): zinc ion binding; K63-linked polyubiquitin modification-dependent protein binding; protein kinase C binding
Source: RefSeq, a predicted model, not a curated record